AUUCCACGGCUAAGCGAAAAACAUUUGACGUUUGACAAAAAACACGAAAUUUUCAUGAAGUUUGCUCUCUUAUAUCUUUUUGUAUAGGAAAGCAAGCAACCUCAGGUUUUUUGCAUCAAUUAGUGUUACUCAACCUCUUUUCAGCCAUAUAUGAAAAGUACUAUGUUUUAUAUGGCUUCAGUUAAAUAUUAUCCAUAUCUUGAGACCACUUUUGAGAAAAAAUCUUGAAGCGGGAACGUUUUUUUAAAACGAAGCUUUUGGAGGUAUUUUUUCUGGAUUGCUCAACUACAAGCUUGAUUCUCACUGUUUCUACUACUGUUUUUAGUCUGUAGAUUCUUUAAACUGUUUUUUUCAAAACAAAAAGAAAUAAUAAUCAACUAAACUUUUAGUCUAAAGUUUACAAAAUGGAAAUGUGCUGUGAACUUAACAAUCUACGUGAAAUGGUGGUUCAAUCUAUAAGUCAAGAAUCUACCAAAGUGUUGUCUGAAAUAGCAACCUGCAAGAAUAUUUUGGAUUUUCUGGAUAUAAAUGAUGGCAUUAUUUCUCUCAAAUAUCCUGAUUUUGUGUUAACCAAUAGCCAUUUUCUACAAAUUUGCAAAGACAAAAAUAAACAUAACAUAACAUUAAAAAAUCUUUCAUUAUUUUUUACAACCUACUGUAAGUAUAAUAUCUCUAGAGUGAUGCUUAUAAGGAUCUUAAAAAAGUUAAAAGGUUACAUUGUAAAAUUAAAUCGAGCCAAAAAUUUGGACUUUAAAAAACAUUUUUUAAGCUCUGCUUUAUCUUUUAAUAGUGCUUUUUCUGAUGUUGUUGGUUUGUUACCUUCUGAUGCUUGUUCUACCCCUACUUCUAUCUACAAUAGUGAAAUUGUUCCAAAUCAAGUUACUGUUUUUGUAUCUUCUGAUUUAAAUUUACAAAUUACUAAUGAUGAAUUGUCGUGUCCUGUUACCCCAACUUCUAUUAUAUACAUCCCUUUAGAAAAUAGGUCUGAAAAAUUUCUUACUGAAACACGUUUUAGUGAAGAGAAUCUUCCAGUUUCCAAUUUAGAUAAAAAACUACCUUUAUUUUCUGGUGAUUUGACCUAUCAAAUAAAAAGAUACAAACGGAGAACUAAUUACCUUAAAUUGCAAAAUAGACAAGUUAAUAGAAGAUGUUAUGAAUAUAAAAGAAAAUAUCAAGCAAUCUUGUCAAAAUAUAAUGUUCGAAAUGUCAACAAAAGAGACGUUAGAAAAGAUUGUAGGAUUAACCAAUUGUUGCAAAUAAAUUUAAGAUUAGAAAAAGAAAUUGAUUUGGCUAGAAAGCGUUCCCAAUCAGAUCGACAAAAGGCUUGGUAUUUAAAGAAAAAAAUUGAAAACACUAUUUUGAAAACAUCUGAUGAAACAAAUGAUUCAUUCUUAAAGGAGAGUUUGAAUUACUUUGAAAAUCUUACAGAAGAGCUGAAGGAAAGAGUUGACAUUUUUGAAAAAAAUGUUAUUGACGUUUAUGAAGGAGGUAGAUAUAAUGAUGAAAUUCGCUCGGUAUAUUACGACCUUUUAAGUAAAAAUGUUUCUGUUAAUAAUGUUGAAUCUGUUAUCAGAACUGUACUACAAAAAAUGGCUGGAAUUUCAUGUGGCACACUUUCAAAAAAAUCUUUGACUUCUGAAUUUUUUAGUGAAAUGAACCUUUUAGCAAAAGCUCAAGUGAGAGAGGCUAUGUUGAAUAGUACAAACAAUGUUCUUCAUACAGAUGGCACAAAAUAUAAUUUUAGAGAGGUUGGUAGUUUUCAAGUCACAACAUCAUCUGGUAGCUACACGUUUGGGAUAGAAGAUAUGUUUUCGGGAGAGGCACAAUCUUAUUUUGGAGAGCUAAAAAACUUACUCACUGAUAUGUCUAAGAUAUUUUCUCCUGACAAGGAAAACUACGAGAAUGAUCUUAGGAAACUUAUAUUUUCUUUCAAAUCUUUGAUGACAGAUCGCACUAUCGUUAAUUCAAGUUUUUUUCACCAAUUUAAACAUUGGAGAGAAGCAAUUUUGCCUUUUGUUGUUGAAAACUAUGAUCAGCUUCCUUUAAAUGAAAAAUUAAAAAUUUCUCAAAUGCAUCAUGUUUUUUGUGGCUUACACGUUAUCCACAAUCUAGGAAUAUAUGCAGAAAAAGCAAUAAUAGAAUGGGAAAAAGUGGUUGAGCAGGAAGGUAGUAUUCAUGGUGGUUUUAAAAGUUCUCAAAACUCUCGCACCUUUGAUAUUUUGUAUGAACUUUCAAAACUUACAAGCUAUCGGCAUGGUGAUCAGCGAAAUGGAAAAGCUGAUGAAUGGAAAGCAUUUUUGCGUAAAAGGUUUUCAAAAAAUUAUAUGGUUUCAUUUCUGCAUCAUCGCUUUAAUAUUAUAUUUGUACUUGGUGGAGCAACGUAUUAUCAUAAAGACCACCUUAAAGAAUUUGUUUUCAAUCUUGGUGGUUCAAAUUUUCUUCAUGAGUCAAUUAGGCAUGAUAUUGACAACAUCAUUUUUCAUGCUUCAACUAGAGCUCUGGGAAUUUUUAAUAAAUUGAUAUCAGGACCUCUUUUUCGUAUUAUUGAAGAGGAGGGUCAUAUUUUCUCUUUAAAUACCAUUUGGUUGCAAAUGUUCAAUUAUUUUGUUUCUUGUUCUUCUGAUGCAUCAAAAAUGUUAAGUGGUUCUACAUUUUUUGAUGUAAAAUAUCUCACCAAGGAUGAAGUGUUUGAUCAUUUAUUUUCUAAUUGUAAUGACCUACUUUUGGAUGCCUUAACACAAGAAUGUCUUGAAGUUAUAUGUUGCACAUGUUCGGUUAUGAUUCAGAGUCAGUUAAGAGACCAAUUGCCUGGAGGAAAAUAUUACAAUCCGGGUGAUGAUGUGCUUGAAGAAACUCAAAACUGCCCACGUACUAAUGUUGUGUCUGAACGUGACUUUGCUUCCUAUGACCGCAGGUUAAAAAUGAAACCUAACAUGACAACAGUAGCUGCAGCUGGUGUGAUCAUGUUUAACAACAACAAAACAGCUGAUUGGAUAGAUGGAAAAUCACAGGAAGAAAUUGAAAGGCUAGUUAUAUUAGCAAGGCGAAAUAGAAAAGGGUAUAUAAGAAAGUACAGAGAGAAAAAAGCAAAUAUAUUGCAGUACAAAAUUGAUGAGAUGGACAAGCGCAACUUAGAAAAGGAAAUAAAGGAACAAAAGGCAAGCGAAGAGAAAGAGUUUUUGACAACAGAAAUCGGAAAGGAUGGUGGUUUAAUUUUGUGUGAAGAGGAUUUUGAAAAAAUUUUAGGAACUGAAAAUGAAAUUGUAAUGAAGUUGCAAAGACAAAUUAAAUUUCGAAAAAAAGUAUUACAGCAAAAAUUUCCAGAAAAGUGGUUACAAUUAGGAGAAAAGGCAAAAGGGGAGUAUUACAAAAAAUUUGGUAUUGAUAAAUUAAAAACCAAUCUAAUAUCAAUUUUUAAAUUUUUAAAAGAAGUUCCUGAACAACGCGCAACUGCAAUAAAAUGUUCAGUUAUCAGACAGAUUAAUGAAAGACAAGAAAUGUUGUUAACAUUAAAAAAAAAGUCAGAUUAGAGGGUGACGCUAGGUUAAUUAUGGAAACUGGAAGUAAAAUAAGAACAGGCACAUCAAAGGGAGGGGUUCCAAAGUUUUUAG
Messenger RNA from Hydra vulgaris (swiftwater hydra), 3611 nucleotides. RefSeq lists its product as uncharacterized. The record is from RefSeq and is a predicted model, not a curated record. Lineage: Eukaryota; Metazoa; Cnidaria; Hydrozoa; Anthoathecata; Hydridae. Gene Ontology annotation, molecular function: 3'-5'-RNA exonuclease activity.